CCAUCCCCUGGCAGGGGCACCCCCAAGUGACGCCCCCCCCCCCCCCACUGUGCUUUCCAGGCAGCCCCAUGCCGGGCACAGGGGCCUUUGCUUGCCCCUGCUGCCGCAUGGCUUUCGGCUCCCAGCCGCUGCUGCGGGCGCACGAGGAGAAGCUGUGCCUGGGGACCCCGGUGACCGGCAGCUCUUCCCUUCCUGAGGGGAACCCCCCACCUGCGGAGGGGGCUCUGGGCACAGGGAGACCACAGGACACCUCGGUUGGGGUGUCCCAGCAGGGAGACCAUGCUGAGCCACGCCAUCUCCUCGUGCUUCCUGGGCUCCCACCAGCCGUGAGGGGACAGCGGGGGCCAGGGCGAGUGCGGGAGGCUCCCCUGGGGGACGUGCUCACCCCCCGUGAGAGGGCCCUGCUCCGCACGGCCGACCCCACUUCCAGGAGGCUGACGGCAGAGCAGGGAGAGCCCAACCAGCAGCCGGCCUCGCCGCGGGGGCACAGGCAGCAGCCACGGGAGCUGCUGGAGGCCCACGAGCGCCAUGUGGCCGAAAUCCGGGCCAGGACCCAGCAGCUGGAGCAGCAGAGAGAAGGACUGUGCCGGCGGCUAGCGGCACUGGGGGGCAGGGCAGCUGCAACCCCCCACCCUGAACAGGAGGAACUGGAGCUGAGUUGGGGUCCAGCGGUGCUGCGGGAUCAUGUCGGACAGCUGUCACAUGGAGGGGCUGCUCUCACCCUCCUGCCUGCUGCCGGACCACUCACUGCUGAGGCCAGGGCACUGCGACAGUCCUACCUGCGGGCAGGCGGGCACCACCCGGCCAUCCUGGCCCAGCUCCUCCACCUCCAGGUGGAGGCCACAGCACUGGAGACCAGAGCUGCAGGGACACACAGAGGCAGGAGGCCAGAACCCGCCAGUGCUGCUGCACCGGGCCUGGACGCAGCGCUGCUGGCCGUGGAGCUGGAGAAUCGACGGCUGGAAGACGAGCUCCUGGCGCUGAAGGUCAGGAGGGAGAAGAGAGCUGAUGCUGGCUCGCGGGCAGCCCAACGGCAUGCGGAGGAGCUGGCCCAGCUCCAGGCAGAGGUGGGGAUGCUGCGAUGCCAUGCAGAGCAGAGAGGGCCGCAGCUGCCCCCCGCCAUCCUCCCACCCCCUGUGGCCCCUCCACUCCCAGCCGCCCUGGCUGCACCAGAGCUUUUCAUGGAGCCUCCCAGGCCAGUGCUGGGGACAGGCAGCCCUGCAGCCUUUGGCCACCCCCACAUCCCUUCCAGCCUCCCUCUCGCCCCCUUCAUGGCCCUGGAGGACCCCCCUCCGGCUGGGGAGCCCCUGGCACAGCAUAAACCUCCCAGAAGCCCUUUCUAGGGGAAGCCUCACAAGAAGUGACAUAGUUCAGCCCCAAGGACCAGUAAAAGCCACAGCAAGAUUUCCUCCACUAGAUAUUUAAAUAAAUUACUUC
Messenger RNA from Grus americana (Whooping crane), 1437 nucleotides. It is a transcript of the gene CCDC17, whose product is annotated as coiled-coil domain containing 17. The coding region runs from base 69 to 1343 and encodes 424 amino acids. The transcript has 10 exons. The record is from RefSeq and is a predicted model, not a curated record. NCBI's taxonomy places the organism in Eukaryota, Metazoa, Chordata, Aves, Gruiformes, Gruidae.